AUGCAUGACAUAAAAGAAGGCACGAACGCAGCCUUCGGGUCAAAACCACAUGAUAUAGACAACUUUGCGUUGGUACCGAAAAAGAAGCCACACCUGUUAUUCAUGCGAGGCUAUGGCUCAACCCAGUGGUUGGCAACUAUUGGAGAGAUAUACAAAAUUAACCCUGAGCUAUAUCGACGACAUCUUAGUUUCGAGCCAUUUUCAUCGGGAACCCAGGAAUUUUACUCGUCACCCGCCCUCCCAUCGUCCUCAGUUCGAAUUUUCGACUUGACCAUUUCAACUGUUUACUGUCGAAAUGUUGCAGACACUGCCUAUGAGCCUGAGGAUCUACAAGAAGCACGUAAGCUUCAGGCGCGAGCGUUGGAUCAAUAUUUCAAACAGUUCUGUGAUAGGGUGCAAUUGGCGGACUCCGUAGUGCGGAAAUGUUUGCUGCUGAGCAAACGAGAAUACGUUUUAGAACAAACGAUAACAAUUGAGGUACGGCACCGAGAGGAAACUUGCCACGCUAUCGUGUGGCUUGAUAGCGGGAAGGAUCUCUCCCACAGCGUCCAGGGGCCAUGGAGUCCACUCUCCGGUACCCGGCCCUGGGAGACACGCUUCGUUCCAGUAAUAGUACAUCAAGCAGUCGACGCUCGAUCUCAUUCAACAAUAGAUAGAUCUGAGCCGGUAAUGGGAUCCAGACAAGAGACGGAGUGGAGAGCCACACAAAACAUCUGCCUACUUCCAUUUCAAUACGGAUCAAUGAUCGAUCGGGAAGUUGCUGAACAAGAUGCAUUGUACGCCGUCAGCGAGGUCUUCCAGUUCGCUGCAUCUUCAGAACUCCAGUUUCUAAACCUUCUUCACGGCCGUAUUAAGCACGAGCUCUCCUUCACGGGUGAGCAGCAGAAGAUGGGUCGUCGCAACGACGCUGUCUCGUUGCUAAAUCUGAGAUUCAUAAAGACGCAGCUCAUAUCGCACGCUCAACGCCUCGCCGAAACCGUCAGAACUCUGGAAACUUGCGAUUUGCUAGGCUGGCAGCGCGAUCAAGAAUCUCCCAAAGCACAACAAAGAGCCCGCCUACUGCUCAGCGACUUUGGGUACCUACUCCAGCGUGCGGAGGCGUUGGCUAGGAGUGUGACUCUGGCAUUGAUACACUGGUCAAUAGUUCCAUACUGGAAGAGUCGAAGCGGUCCACAGAGAAUGCUGUAA
Blastomyces dermatitidis ER-3 is the source of this 1188-nucleotide messenger RNA. RefSeq lists its product as uncharacterized. The transcript is spliced from 2 exons. The coding region runs from base 1 to 1188 and encodes 395 amino acids. The record is from RefSeq and is a predicted model, not a curated record. NCBI's taxonomy places the organism in Eukaryota, Fungi, Ascomycota, Eurotiomycetes, Onygenales, Ajellomycetaceae.